AACGUGUGCGCCUCACAUCUAAGCAAUUUCAGCUGUUCUCGUCUCUUCUGCUCUCUUUCUCUCUCUCUCUCUCUUGCUUCUCUCUCUGUACUUCUCUUCUUCUAUAGCUUUCUUCAAUCUGAUAAUGUAAACUCAAAAAAGCUCAAAUUUUUAUUCGCUUAUAUACUUCACUUGUCAGCUUUAAGUUAUUUUCAUGGCUUCUUUUAGUUCUCUCUCACUUCUCUUUGUGUACAUUUCUCUUUUCUUGAGCUACUCUUAUGCUGAAGAUGCAACUGUAAGUUAUGAUUUUGUGGUCUCUUACAUCACUGCUUCCCCUCUUGGUGUUCCCCAACAGGUUAUUGCUAUUAACGGAAAGUUUCCGGGGCCUGUCAUUAAUGUCACUACAAACAACAACGUUAAAGUGAAUGUUAAAAAUAAAUUAGAUGAAGACCUCCUAAUGACUUGGGAUGGUGUUCAGCAAAGGCGCACUUCUUGGCAAGAUGGAGUGCUCGGUACCAACUGUCCAAUUCCUCCCAAGUGGAAUUGGACUUAUAAUUUUCAAGUAAAAGAUCAGAUUGGAAGUUUCUUUUACUUCCCUUCGCUUAAUUUUCAAAGAGCCUCUGGUGGUUUUGGAGGCAUUAUUAUUAACAAUAGAGAUGUGAUUGCAAUUCCCUUUUCAACCCCAGAUCAGGAUGUUCCAAUCAUGAUCGGUGAUUGGUAUACUAGUAACCACACGGCACUGAGAAGGACCCUUAAUGGUGGGAAAGAUCUUGGUAUGCCAGAUGGUGUUCUUAUUAACGGAAAAGGCCCGUACAGAUAUAAUGAUACACUUGUGCCUGAUGGCAUUGACUUUGAAACAAUUGAUGUUCACCCAGGUAAAACUUAUCGAUUUCGUGUCAGCAAUGUUGGGAUAUCAACUAGUUUAAACUUUAGAAUCCAGAACCAUAACCUGCUAUUAGCUGAAACCGAGGGAUCAUAUACAGUACAACAGAACUACACUAGCUUAGAUAUACAUGUUGGACAAACAUACUCUUUCUUGGUAACAAUGGAUCAGAAUGCAAGUACUGAUUAUUACAUAGUGGCAAGUGCAAGAUUUGUAAAUGAAUCUGUUUGGAGAAGAGUUACUGGUGUUGGCAUUUUGCGUUAUUCAAACUCUAAAGGAAAGGCGUCUGGCCCCCUUCCAGAACCGCCACAAGAUCAGUUUGACAAAACAUUCUCGAUGAACCAAGCAAGGUCCAUCAGGUGGAAUGUGUCUGCCAGUGGUGCUCGCCCAAACCCACAGGGUUCAUUUAAAUAUGGCUCGAUAAAUGUGACUGACGUAUAUGUAUUAAGAAAUAAGCCGCCUGUUACUAUUGAUGGCAAACGGCGUACAACACUUAAUGGGAUAUCAUUUGUCAAUCCUCACACACCAAUCAGACUUGCUGACUGGUACAAAGUGAAGAAUGUAUAUACGGCUGAUUUUCCCAAAGGGCCGAUUACUGGACCUCCUAAGAUGGAAACAAAAAUAAUUAAUGGCACAUUUAGAGGAUUCAUGGAAGUAAUUUUUCAAAACAAUGACACUAAGAUGCAAAGCUACCACAUGGAUGGAUAUGCAUUUUUUGUAGUAGGGAUGGAUUAUGGUGAGUGGACAAAUAACAGUAGGGGAACAUAUAAUAAGUGGGAUGGUAUUGCUCGCUCCACAACACAGGUUUUCCCCGGAGCAUGGACAGCCGUUUUAAUCUCACUUGACAAUGUUGGAAUUUGGAAUAUAAGAGCAGAGAACCUCGACACAUGGUAUCUCGGCCAAGAAACUUAUGUUAAGGUUGUCAAUCCAGAACCUACUAACAAAACAGAAUUGCCUAUUCCUGACAAUGCCCUAUUCUGUGGUGCUCUCAGCAGUCGUCAAAAGCCACAAGACGUUUCUUCUGCAACAUCGGUCAUGACAGAUGUUUUCUUCUCUCUGCUGCUGAUGAUAUGCACAUUUAUAUCCAUUUUCCAGUAAUCAUUUUCCAGCGUUGAUGCAAGUUUUAUGCAGCUUGGGAGCAUUACUUGCUUAAUUUGUACUGCAUGUUAGUGGCAUCUGAGUUGCACCUCCAGGAGGGUUAAUAGCAUAAUAGCAUAUCUUGAUUUAUUAAUUCUUGUUGUUAUAUCUGCUAGAACUCCUGAAAUUUUCGAUUUAUUUGGAUUCUCAACCUUCUACUAUACAAUUUAUUUAUUCUUGUGA
Daucus carota subsp. sativus is the source of this 2182-nucleotide messenger RNA. RefSeq names its product monocopper oxidase-like protein SKU5. The coding region runs from base 194 to 1960 and encodes 588 amino acids. Gene Ontology annotation, molecular function: copper ion binding; oxidoreductase activity. The transcript has 9 exons. Gene Ontology annotation, cellular component: plasma membrane. The record is from RefSeq and is a predicted model, not a curated record. Lineage: Eukaryota; Viridiplantae; Streptophyta; Magnoliopsida; Apiales; Apiaceae.